This is a messenger RNA of Clunio marinus, 264 nucleotides long. The record is from the annotation of a GenBank genome assembly. Lineage: Eukaryota; Metazoa; Arthropoda; Insecta; Diptera; Chironomidae.
AUGACGAUUUCUUCUCAAGCAAAGCAAAAAAGUAACUUCAACUCGUCUGCUUUGUGCAUUUGUGAACACGAAGGAACUAAAAAACAUCGCAAUCAGAGCCCUGCAUUUAAAAUAGGAAGAAACCAUAGAACUUCCACUAAGGUUGAAAGAAUAAAUUCUCGGUUGAAUGAAGAGUUCUCUAGAGAUAUUCGAAAUGACAUCGUAGUUCAUUACUGUGGGUCGAUGAUGCAAUUUGAAGAAUCAUUUUCUAAGAAAACUUUCUGA